CGCCAGCAGCAGCAGCAGCAGCACCAGCAGCACCAGCAACAGGCGAGCUCGCCUCUGCAAGUCCACGAUUGCCCGCACUCUGCCCAUCGAAAUCCUGCAGCGGAUCAUGAACCACUUCUCACCAGGAGGAAACCGGCCGUACUCCUCCGAUGUCGUCAUCAAGCCCGAGCAGAAGAAUCUGGUGGCCUGUGCCCUGGUCAACCGCCACUGGAGCUCGCAGGCGAUCCCCAUCAUCUGGACAAUCCCGCAGCUGACGUCCCUGGAAAUGCUCGAAAAGUUCACCAUGAGCUGCCUAUGCAACUACAUGGAGGAGUGCUACGGCAAACGUCGAUCGUCGCUCACCCGCUAUGUGCGCGAGCUCUAUGUAACCUACCACUUUGACACCCACGACCGCCUGACCGUCAAGGAGCAAUGGUCGGGACUGGAAUGCGUGCGAAUGGUCUCCAAGUUCCUUCCCGAGCUGCGGAACGCAUCGGUCGACCUCGGCGAAGGCUGCCUGGGCCCGUUGACGUUGCAGAGCCUGCUUUCGUGGUGCCCCAAGAUCAACCAGCUGAGCAAUGUCAUUGCUGGAGUCGAAACCGUUCUGGCGCCGAUGGCUGUUCCUGGAUACUUUGGCAACCUGAAAAAGCUCAUCACGCUCGAUCUGGGUGGAACCAAGUAUGGGCCGAUGAUGAAAACAGAGACGGGAAGCAUGUUUCUCAAGGCGGUGGCCCACAACGUCGGCGUGAACCUGCGUGGCAUCGACCUUUCCGACUCGCCCCUCACAUCCGAGAUCCUGUACGAGCUGUGCGGCAACUGCCCCAACCUGCAGGUGAUCGACAUCAACUCGGUGGUCGGGCUGUCGCCCGAGUGCCUCGCGAUGGUGCCGCGGAUGUGCCCCAAUCUGGUGGCCUACAUCAUCUUUCCAAAUACCGGCCUGACCACAGAGCACAUCGAGAUGCUGUUCCAAUCGGCGCCGUAUCUGCGCAUGAUCGAUAUCGAAAGCGAUGCCCUGGAUGCCCGACGGGUCUUUGAGGCUAUCAAGAAGUACUCCCCCAAGCUAUCAACGAUCUCGCUCGGCAGCUGCAAGCUGCAAGAGGAGCGCGACAUUAUCGAGCUUAUCCAGGAGCGUGGACCCAAGCUGAUGGACCUGCAGAUGGGCACGCAAACCAUGACCGAGGAGAUCUUUGUGGCGCUGGGGCGGUAUUGCCCAAACCUCUAUAGUCUCGAGCUGCAUGCCGACUUUGUCCCGACCGGCAGCAUUUCCUAUGGCAGCGGCAUCAGCUUCAUGGCCAGUGCAUGCCCGGAUCUCCGGCAUCUGAGCGUGCAGGAUCACGAGGGCAAUGAAGAUCUGUUUCAGCACGUCACCAAGGGCUACCGGAACUGCAACUUUCUCAAUCCGGUGCUCGAUGCCACGUUCCUGGGAUACCCGCGCUUCGAUCAGCCGCCCGUGGGUCUUGUCGGGGACGAGAGCGCCGACAGGAUGGAUCUGGGCUGAUGACUGAUUCUGAUCGAUGGGGGGAGGGUGGCCGACUGGCUGGACAGAGAGAGAUGGCGAUGCUGUGUAUCUACCACACUUUGCACUGUAUUCAGUGGGAAAUAGGUCACUUGCCCACAACUCAUUUGUCAGCGUAGUCUGUGAUGGCAUGCGUCCAACUAUGCCAUAGGAUAUAAAUCAUAUCACUUUGGCAGCCUCCGAGUGAAGACCACCAG
Molecule: messenger RNA, 1692 nt
Organism: Polychytrium aggregatum
Lineage: Eukaryota; Fungi; Chytridiomycota; Chytridiomycetes; Polychytriales
Exons: 2
Coding region: 107-1477 (456 amino acids)
Biological process (GO): SCF-dependent proteasomal ubiquitin-dependent protein catabolic process
Cellular component (GO): SCF ubiquitin ligase complex
Source: RefSeq, a predicted model, not a curated record